Molecule: messenger RNA, 4512 nt
Organism: Mercenaria mercenaria
Lineage: Eukaryota; Metazoa; Mollusca; Bivalvia; Venerida; Veneridae
Product: centromere protein L-like
Exons: 13
Coding region: 320-1432 (370 amino acids)
Source: RefSeq, a predicted model, not a curated record
UCUGCCGCGAAAUGUAAACAAAUGAAAAGAAAUAGAAUCCAAAUUUAUUUCUGUUUUCUCCUAACAAAAUUCUAAAAUUACACAACGCUACUUGAUCGAUAUUUGCAGUUUAGAUUUUGUUCGUUCCGAAUGGUGAAAUUUAUGCUGCUUUAAAAAUUAAGGAAGUGGCUAGGGACCCUGUCGCAGUGUUGGAAAAAUUUGCUGGAAUAGUUUGUUGACAUUUUAACUGCUCAUUUGCACUGGGUGAUGUUAAAGACAUAAGCAUUGGGCAGCACUGUCAAAGUCAUCCAGGACCUUGAGGUUGUUCCAAGAGCAAACCAUGACCGAUAGUGUAUCUCGUACUCCUGUGACAGGAGCAUGGUCAGCCCGCAGACCUAACAGCAUUCUAAGGACAGUGCCAACUGGAACUCCGUUCAGGACACCAAACAGAAGAAGGUUUGGACCUUUAGGUACAUCAUGGCGCACACCAGGAACCAGGUUAGACAGUGAGAUUAGUACCAGCACACCAGUGAGCCGGGCAGUAAGAACACGAGAUAUUCAGGAAGUGACACAAAGAACAGAGUUGGAGGAACACAAUAUUAUGGAACUAACAAGGAAGGUGUGGCGUGUGUUUCGGCUGACACCAUUACACAACUUCUGUGAAAAGAAGUCAGAUCUACAGCACUACUCUAGGAGUUUAUCAUCACAUGUAGCAGCCGAGAGUAAACGAGGAACUUUCAUAGAUACCAGUGAACCUGGUGAUGCUACAGUUGGCCUGUUUUCUGGACUGGAUGUGGGAAUAGAAGACCACAAGGCUGUCCUUGUAGACAUCAGAGGAAAGGCGAGGAACAAGGAGGAGGAGAAAGUAAUAGGUCAGGCGGUAUUAUUCAGCACUGACCUAGAGUACAACCCACUUAAGCCCACUUUACAGUCCCACUUCACAUACUUCUCUAACAUGCUCGUCCGUGGACCAGAGACAUUGUCACAGACUGUACAGAACUGGUUAGAGGUUCAGUUUGACUGCAAAGUUGUUCCACAGACAUUCCCAUCACAUGAAUUAUCUUUCAUGGCAGCAAUGUUUACAGGAUUUAAUGAAGUGCAUAAGCCAUGUGAGUUAGUGUAUGGUGUACCAUCAGAAGUAGAGGGACUAUCUAACAUUGAUUACUCAACCAAGGCUGAGGAUUGUCUUAGAUUGUGGAACAGGAUACGAGAAUCUGAGAGCGAUAGUUUUACAUCAGAAGAAGCACAGAUGUUCAUAUCAGGACUAGAGGGACAUUUUUAUGAAAUUUUCAAUAUAAAAUUAAAUGCUAUGCCACUACUGACUAUUGGAACUUCAGUAGCGUUUGUUGGCAGAGAUGGAAAAUUAAAGUUAUAUACUAGAUCUGCUGAUAAUGUGUUGAAAGUUUUACGGCAUCUUACAGACCUGGCUCUAGACCAACUGAAAACAUUCUGAAACAAGAAGCAAGAUAAUGGACUAUGUUAUAUAGAAUUGAAUCUCCUGUGAUAUUGAACUGGAAUGAUAUGAUACUCCAAUUUAUAGUCCAUAUGAGCCGUGCCAUCAGAAAAUCAACAUAGUGGCUUUGCGACCAGCAUGGAUCCAGACCAGCCUGCGCAUCCACGCAGUCUGGUCAGGAUCCAUGCUGUUCGCUAACAGUUUCUCCAAUUCCAAUAGGCUUUAAAAGCGACAGCAUGGAUCCUGACCAGACUGCGCAGAUGCGCAGGCUGGUCUGGAUCCGUGCUGAUCGCAAACCCACUAUGUUGGUUUUCUCAUGGCACGGCUCAUAUACAGUAUGGAUGAAAUUGUAGUUCUUCUGCUCUAGAGAGGAAUAUUAUCAUCACCAUGUUGAUGUGUAUGCAAUAUAGACAACUUGACAAGAUGAUAGUAUGUUUACACAGAUUUCAAGAUGUUGAUACGACGGAAAGAGAAAAAUAAAGAAAAAUGCACUGAAAGUGUUUAGAAGUAAAAUGUUGUACCUAAAUAAGUGAAAUUUAAGAGCAAUUUGCAACUUUUUCUAUGCCAGUUUGCUCUAACUAGUCUCACGUUAGCAUCUUAAAGUAAAAGUGAUAUUAAUGUUUAGAGUGUCUGAUACAGAAGAACAUAUUUGUAUUUUUAUUUUUGCUGAAAUUUACUUCAUCUUCUGGCCAUGAAAUUUUGGAGUUUUGGCCAAAACCGCUUUUUUUUUUCUUUUUUUUUGGUGGGAAAUGCAUAGAUUUCAAAUUUUGCAGAUGAAAUGACAGAGUCUCAUUUACUUGUUAUGAUUUAAUUUUAAAUUUGUGGAUUGAUUCAAAAUUAGUCCCCAACAAAUGUUUAUGAUUUUACUGUAUAUAAGAAUAAGGGAAAGUGAUGAACCAUUUUAUCUGGGGAAAACUAUAUACUUAAACUAAAAAGUUUCGAAGCUAUUUUGAUUUUCAUUGAAGUAUUUGUGUCAGUCAGAAAAAUUUCAUUUACUGACACUGCUUGUGUUACACUAGUCGAGUAAAUUACACACAUUUUCAGGGUUGCCAGUAAGUUUGAAUAGACUGUACGAAACAAACAGUAGUUUGUGUUUUUAUAAUUCAUAAAUUUUUCUUUCAGUAGUUUAGAAUUACUUGUAACAAGCCUUGGAUUUGUCAGGAUCUAUUGUGAUUUGUCAGGAUCUAUUGUGAUUUGAGGAAUUUGACUGUCAGAAUAUUCCUAUAAAACACUAUAGAAUAAGGAGACUUCAGGAAAGGUUGUUUUUUUUUUGACAAUCCAGGUCUGAUGUAGAUUAUUCUUAUUAACUGUCAUUUCCUCUGGCAAAGCCUGUAGUCUUGCCAUUUUUCAGAUAUUGUAGUUUGUUGUUGGCACGUUUUCAGAGGGUAAUAUUUUGUUUUACUAUCACAAGUUGCCAGUUACUGAAAAUUAUGAAGGGGCCUCCGUGGCCGAGUGGUAAAGGUCGCCGACUUCAAAUCACUUGCCCUCAUCGAUGUGGGUUCGAGCCUCACUAGGGGCGUUGAAUUCUUCAUGUGAGGAAGCCAUCCAGCUGGCUUACGGAAGGUCGGUGGUUCUACCCAGGUGCCCGCUCGUGAUGAAAUAAUGCACGGAGGGGCACCUGGGGUCUUCCUCCACCAUUAAAGCUGGAAAGUCGCCAUAUGACCUAUCAUGUGUCGGUGCGACGUUAAAUCCAAAAAAAAAGAAAAUAUGAAGUUAUGCCUUAUGUGUACCAGUUGGAUUUUAUUCACUAUUUCAGAAAGCAUCUCGAGUUAGUUUUUACUUAAUUUAUAUAACCCAGUAGUAUUUACUUGAAAAACAUAAAUUUAAAGUUUUAAUUGUAUGGAUCUGCCAGUAGGAAGCAAAGUCAAAAGCAGCCUAUUUUUACCAAGUGUGUAUUAUUAUAUUAUACUAUACUGCACAUACACUUAAGAUCUAUGAAAUGAAACAAGGUCUGAAAUUAUCGUAAGAACCUAGAUAGAAGUCUUCCUAAAUCUUGUGGCAAGAGUAUGAGAUCUCUUUUAUCAGUGUAGAUGCUUUUUUUUGUACUUUACUUGAUAGGCAUCAUGGAAGUGUCUAUGGGGUAUGGAUCCAUACCUCUAGAAUAUGAUUCUAGAAGUAUGGAUCCGUACCCCUAGACUACUCAGUUACACAUCUAAUACACGUAUAGCUACGCACAGUAUAAAUGCAUUCCACCACUAAAUAAACUGGAAGUUUACAUUACACACGACAUUUAAUUGUGAAUGUGGUACUGUAAGUUAAUUAAUAUAUUUAGUCAAAAUCAUUCGACGAGGAUAUUCUACAUAAAAAGUAAACAUCUUGAAAUAAACUAUUUUAGUGAAUGAAGUGUAUUGCAUAUCUUUAAUAAUAAUGGUUAAAGGUAUAUACUGUAAAAUCAUUUAAUUUCGUGGGCAUGAAAUUUCGUGGUUUUGGUAAAAACGUCAAUUUCGUGGGGAUAUGAAUUCGUGGAUUUCAACUUUUGAACAUAAAAUUAAUGGGAAUUUUACUUGUUCGUUGGGAUUAAAUUUCGUGGAUUGACUCAACCACGAAAAUUAGUCCCCCACGAAUAUUAAUGAUUUCACAGUAUUCAGGAAUUAUUUUACCAUGUUGAUUUAAGGAAAUGGAAAAAUGUUGAUAAUUACUUGAUUGCUAUGGGACUAUAUGAUUUUAUACAAAAUAUGACAAAUGGUCUACCGACUUACCCUGUCCGUGGUAAAAAUUAGGAACAUUUAAAAAGAUAAGUGAAAUAUACCGGUAAGGUUAUUGUAUUGGUAGCUUGAUUUUGGAUGAUGUAUUCAGCUCGAGUGGACUUUGCGAGACCUCGAUCACCUUAAACAUGCAAGCAGUGUGUAAACCAGUUUGGUAAAAUUUAUGAGGAUCUAUAAGGCUUGCCUUUCAGUUGAUAUUUUGUGCAAGUAUUUCUAUUUACAAGCAAGUGCCUUCUCACUUGCCAGAAUUAAUAUUCCUAAACGAGUGUGUUACUCCAGAUCUGCAAAUGGUAACAAUAUUGAUGACUUUCUUUAAACAGUUUAUUGAAUUUGCUUUUGUAUUGCCUAUUUUGCAAAUAAAUUAUUGAGAUCUUA